AUGCAGAGACCACCUCCCUUAACUCAUAAAAAUCUUGCUAUGCUUUCAGUUGAAUCAUAGAAUAUAAAAAAUCUUGGAGCUUUGAUUCAAGUUUAGAAUUUUAUCAGAAGAUUUUUAGCAAAAAGGUCACUUAAGAACAAAUUAAUUGAAGUAAAUUAGUGCUAAUAUUCUAAUUUUGAUGUAUAGGUUGGAAAAUCGAAGUAUUUUACAUAUGAAGAAUAUUGGGAGACUCUUAAAGGAUCGAAGGAAAUUUAUAGAAAGGAUAAACCUAGAUAGAAAAGAUAAUUUCUGUAUGCAUCUUCAGGGGCUGUUUACAGGGGUGAAUGGAAAGGCAAUUUCAGAGACGGUUCAGGAACUAUGACAUGGCCAGAUGGAGCUAUCUAUGAAGGACAGUGGAAAGAUAAUCAUGCUUGGGGUUAAGGAAGAUUUUAACAUUCAUCGGGUGAUGUUUAUGAGGGUUAGUGGGUUAGAGACAAAGCCAAAGGUUUCGGAGUCUAUCAAAGCAAGGAUGGAGGAUAAUACAAAGGAGAAUGGUUGAAUGAUUAAUAACAUGGUAAAGGUCAGGAAGUGUGGGGUGAUGGCUCUAAAUAUGAGGGUGAUUACUUUAAAAGUUAGAAAUAAGGACUUGGAAGCUAUGUCUGGCCUAAUGGUUCUACUUAUAUUGGAUAGUGGCAUAGAAAUAUGAUUAAUGGAUGUGGGAUAUAAACUUGGUUUGAUGGUAGAAAUUAUCAUGGUGAGUUCAAAGAUAAUCUUAUGAAUGGAUUUGGAAUUUAUACAUUCGCAGAUGGCAAGCAAUACUAUGGCUAGUAUUAAAAUGAUAAGAAACAUGGAUAUGGAAUCUAUAAUUGGACUGACGGUAAAUAGUAUCAUGGAUGGUGGUCAAAUGGAAAGCAAGAAGGAUAUGGGAUAUUUUUCUAGGCAGAUCAUCAAUCUAAGAAAGGAUUGUGGUAAGAUGGUAAGAAAGCAUAAUGGUAUUCAAGAGAGGAAUCUGACAAAAUCCAUAAAGAUUUCAUUUCUAUGUCAAAGUAAAAGAAAAUGCUAACUGAAGAGGAUUACAGAAAGACAUUUGAAAAACCAAAGGAUUUCGAUGCAAUGGCUUAACGAGUGAAGGACAAAAUCGAUAAAUUUGCUUCACAAACUUACAGCUUUAACAGUCAAAAUGCUGGAAAUUAAUGA
This is a messenger RNA of Stylonychia lemnae, 1176 nucleotides long. The record is from the annotation of a GenBank genome assembly. NCBI's taxonomy places the organism in Eukaryota, Ciliophora, Spirotrichea, Sporadotrichida, Oxytrichidae.